AUUCACCAAUACCUGGACGUCCAACAUACAUUGAGAUACAGUAGCCAUUGACCGACCUACUGCUAUAUCUACCGUCCAUCUGUCUCUCAAGUUGUUCACUCUGGCUCUCUUUUUUGAAGCGUAGCGUGGCUACCCUCCCCGUAUUCCUUCCCUUGUUAUGUCCUCCCCACCCCGAUCCCCCACUUCUCGUUCCAGACGAUACCCUCUACGACGGUCGCCCCCAGGUCAUCAUCAAGGUACAAGAGUUUUAUCCUCAGCCUUGAAGCGCGUAUCGAUACCUCAUCGUAAACCGGCUACACCAUUGUACGUCGCGUCCUCUCAUACCGAGGACGUGUUUCGACCCGUCCUCGUUCCACUUCAAGCCAACUUACGACGUCUAACCUCUCGCGUCCACCUGGUCGACAAAUUUGAACCAGAGAUGCAUACUCGUAUUGGAGGAAAGCGAAAACGCGUAGCGAGUACUUCAAAUGAGAAUUCUCAGACCAAUGGGUCAGGGAGGCAGGCCAGGACUGGACGCGCUCCUUUAAAGAGGUUCAGGUCUAGCAGUUAUACCAGUGAAGAGGAUUACACUUCCUCUAUGGACAUUGAUUCUGACCGCCCAUUGCGCUGGGGACGGUCACUAAGACCUAGGCAUCACAGCAGUAGUAUGGAGAUCGACUUGGAGGAUGAGGAUGAGGAUGAGGACGACGAUGAGGGCGAAAGCUGCCAGUCUGAAUCAGUGAAUGAGGAAGAUGGUUCUGACGAUGUUGCUCAGGGCGACGAGGACGAAAGUGAUGAAGACAAUACCGACGAGCACCUGCUCUCCUCUGCUCCCCUUCGUACCCUCACUCGUUUGCGUAAAGAAGAACUCAUUCGCCUAUACAACUUGGCUGGCUUAUCAGGCAACGAUGAUCCUGAGUCGUUGACCAAAUCACGGUUGGCUGAGGAUAUAAUUGCCGCCCGCGACGAUUUCGCAUCACUGCCUCCGUCAUCACCAUUAGGACGGGGCGCUGGCUUGUCAGAUUACUCCUCUGAAGGCGAAUGUGAAGUGGAAGAACCUGAAGAAGAGGUUCUUGGAGCUAAGUUUUUGAGAAGAAGGGCUACUACCAAUGAUAUCAGCCAUGGGCCUGGGCAUGUCAAGCGAAGUAGCGGCAACCCUAAACCAUUGAAGAACCGUAGCUUCUCAAUGGGUCAUAUAGACAACAAUGGGCCUGCUUAUGGCCAUCAGCGCUCCACGUCUUCUGGUACCCACUCGAGGCAACGGUCUGCGAACGGCGAGUGUAGUAGCAUUAACGUCACGCGCUCCAACCGUACCAGUUCUCGCUCCUCUCCGACCAACUCAUCCUCACACAAUGCUAGCUCCUCCACUCAUCAGACAUCGCCGCCCGCACACCAUUUGCGCUCACGUAAGAUCUCAGCGCCUACUUUGACACUGUCACACCAACAUUUGAAACAUGACUUGAACUGCAAACGUUCCAAAUCAAAGGAAAGUGGAGGUGGGAAAGGGAGGCGGAAGCAAGUAGAAUUCACCGAUGUGCCGUCUAAUGAUAUCAAAGAGGGCGAAGAGAGUGAUUUAACUGAGUUGGAGGAGCUAGAAGCACAAUUGAAGGCCCAACCGAGUCCGAGACGACUGCGUAGUAGGGACAAACUAUCAUCCAAAGAUAGUGGCUCCAAGGAGAGGAUCGACUCGAAGGGAAAGGAGAAAGCAAAUUCCUCGAGUUCGCAGUCUUCCCUUCCGCCUGUCGAGACCUUGGAAAACAGGAGGAUAACACCCAUGAGGAAGGCCAAGAGGCAAAUUCGGAGUUUGAAGGAAGACAGCGAGGGUGAUGUGGAAGAGGAGGUUGAAGAGGUCGAAGAUGAAGGUGAAGAGAUUGCGGAAGAAGAGGUUGAAGAGGGAGACGAAGAGGGAGACGAAGAGGGAGGCGAGGAAGGUGGAGAAAUUGUAGAAGAAGAGUUUGAAGACGAAGACGAAGGGCGAGACGAGGAAGGUGAAGAGAUUGCGGAAGAAGAGGAAGUGGAUGAACUCGUUUCUACUGGUACUGCUACUCCACCACCUCAUGCUCGACGAGUCAAUGACUUGACUCGAAGGACGCCUCUCAGGAAGCGACUACGGCCGAGGAACAAGAUUGAUCCCAGUGACGGAGACGACGAGCAAGAAGACAUGGAGGUGGGAGAGGAAGACGAGGAAGAAACCGAUGUCGAGGAGGCAAGUGAGGAACAAGAUGACGCUGACGCUGAAUCCACUGCAUCCACCUUGGUAACUCCCAAGAAACUAAGAAGUGGAAAGAUUAUCGGAGAGGAAGAAGACGGUGAUGACGUUGAAAUGGAUGUGGAUGAUGAGGACGAGGCUGAGGCUGAGGAGGAAGCUGAGGAGGAUGGUGCGGACGGAGAAGAAGAAGAGGGUGAUUCUGAAGACGCCGAGGGUGAAACCGAUGAGGAAGUUGUGAUGGAUCAAGAAGAAGAUGUUGACCUCACCGUUGCUACAGCCAAAACCCUAGUCCGCCUUCGACGAGCCGAUCUUGUUCGCCUUUGCGAAUCCCGUUCGCUAGAGCCCGUCGGAACAAAGGCCCAGAUUGCUGAGGCCCUUCUUCAGUGGCGAGAUCGACAGCAGAGUGACUUUUCUUCUCCAUCGUCCACUGGCACAGUUCGUCCUCCAUCAACCGUCAGACGCCGUCGUCAUAGGAAGAAUGCUAGUACCCCAGUGCUUCUACGCUCUCCAAAUGAUCGUGUUCACUUAGAUGAACCUCGAACGCCCCCAGUCACUGAACAAGAUAAGGACUUGGAGCUAGAUUUGGGGGAACUAGGUUUGGAGGAUAGAGAAAUCCCCCCUGAAAAGCUGCAGAAACUAGAGAAGAUCGGAAGUGGAGGAUUCAAAGACGUCUUCAUCGGCAAGUUCAAGGGUCGCAAAGUUGCUAUUUCGGAGUUUAGAGGACAACUCAGCGCCAUGGAUAUCAAAGAAUUGAAGCUUCUCGGGGGUUUCGAUCAUCCAAACAUUGUCCGCUUUCUUGGUGUUAGUAUACCGGAAAACACGCGAGAGACACCUGUCAUGAUCGUCAGUGAGCUAUGUACAAAUGGCGAUCUAUUCGAUUAUAUCCGUAAUGUUAAUCCGCCAACGUUACACAAAGUGCUCUCCAUUAUGCUCGAUAUCGCACGGGGCCUCGAGCACCUGCAUAUGCGAAAACCUUCUGUCAUUCAUCGCGACUGUAAAUCGUCUAACAUUCUCAUUACCUCGAAAGGCACUGCGAAGAUAGCCGACUUCGGUUUGGCAAAGGUGAAGCAGAGCACAAGGUCCAUGGUAAGAAGUUUAGUGGGAACUGUGAAUUGGCAAGCGCCCGAGCUUUGGCAUGCACACCCAAAAUAUAAUCACAAGGUGGAUGUGUUCAGUUGCGCAUGCGUGUAUUGGGAGAUUCUUCAGUGGCACAUGAAGGAGAAGAAGUUCCCCUGGGAAGGGAUGAAUGAGCAUGCUAUCUACGAAAUCGUUGGCUCGAAGCGGCAGCGACCCUCAUUGACGGGUUCAAAAAAACAAUGGUGUCCAGAGAUUGUCGACCUUAUAGAGAGGAUGUGGGCUCACGAACAUCAGGAUCGUCCAACCAUGUCUGAGGUCGUCGAAGCUCUAGAGGAUAUGUUGAAAUUUUAUUAAUGCAGGAUUGUGUAAUCUAUGGCCUUAUGCGCUAUGAUUGCAGUUUAUCAAUGCAUCUACAGUCAAGUUUACUUUUCCUUUCCGCUCAGGUCAUUAUCUGUUACAUAGUCAACAACCAACCCAACCUGUAUUCUAUAAACUACAUCGCAAAUUAUCAGUCACAUUAUACAUCUUUGUAUAUCAACUAUUAUAACUGUAAAACCAUCUAG
Messenger RNA from Marasmius oreades (fairy-ring Marasmius), 3828 nucleotides. RefSeq lists its product as uncharacterized. The transcript has 9 exons. Gene Ontology annotation, molecular function: ATP binding; protein kinase activity. The record is from RefSeq and is a predicted model, not a curated record. Gene Ontology annotation, biological process: protein phosphorylation. Lineage: Eukaryota; Fungi; Basidiomycota; Agaricomycetes; Agaricales; Marasmiaceae. Bases 158 to 3619 code for a protein of 1153 amino acids.